Ceutorhynchus assimilis (cabbage seed weevil) is the source of this 1299-nucleotide messenger RNA. NCBI's taxonomy places the organism in Eukaryota, Metazoa, Arthropoda, Insecta, Coleoptera, Curculionidae. The record is from the annotation of a GenBank genome assembly.
AUGCAAGUUUUGGUGUAUUGUUCAAAACAUUUUUGUGCCGAGAAAAUGCAUGCAGUCACGCUAAUUCUCCUACUUACUCUUGUGCCUUUGGUGUAUAGUAACAAAUAUGAAAACAUACCAGAUUAUGCUUUGAAGCUGGAAGAACGAAUUGAAAAACAUGGAUACCCAGUAGAAAUUCAUCAAAUAAUAACCGAAGAUGGAUAUAUUCUUGGAGCCUAUAGAAUACCUCAUGGUGUAAAAAAAGAAGAACCCGAAAACAGGAAUAAAAGCGCAGUUUUAAUAGUCCAUGGAAUGGGUGGUGCGCCACAUAAUUUUCUUGUUUUAGGCAAAGAAAGGGCAGCACCUUAUUAUUUCGCUGAUAGAGGCAUAGACGUGUGGCUAUUUGCAGCUAGAGCUAGUGAAACUCCUUUCAAAAAGCACAUAGAACUAGAUUGGGAUAAAGAUCCCGAGUUUUGGGCGCACAGUUUUCAUGAAAUAGGAAUAUACGAUGUGGCAGCUACAAUUGAUUAUAUUUUGAAUUGUACUGGGCAAGAAAAAGUUACUCUAAUUGGGCAUUCUGCAGGAGGUACUGAGUUUUAUGUUUUGUUGGCCGAUAGACCUGAGUACAAUCAGAAAGUUAAGGUAACAAUCGGCUGGGGUGCUGCUCCUAUAUUGCACCGUAUGGAUUAUCCAGUGAUGCUUCUUGGUAUAUAUUUAGACGAUUUUAUAAAAUUUUUAUUUAGUUUAUUUGCAAGACACGAAGUGCUUCCCGGAUUCAUUGCAGAUACUAAGUCCUCUAUGAUUGAUUAUUAUUUGCAAAGACACCCAUUAUGGUAUAACGUUCUUAAAUUUAGCUUAGCCGGUAUUGGUAGUCACAAUUCUAUAUUGGCCCGGUAUGAUGAGUAUAAUCCUAUAAUUAUCAGCAACAUACCGAGAAUGUCUGGUAGGCAACUUCUUCAUUUUUUGGAUAAUGUUAAAACUGGUACUUUCAAGAAAUACGAUUAUGGUCCUAAAGGUAACCUCAAACGGUACGGCCAAAAAGAACCACCUCAUUACAAUAUAUCAGCUAUUACUGCUCCUGCUGCCUUCUUUAAUAGUGGUCUUGAUGGCGAAAUAUCUUUAGCGGACGUCUGCGAAUCUAUUCGGAGGUUACCCAAUCCCAUGUUCCUACACAGAAUACCAUUUCAUAGGUUCACUCAUACGGAUUAUAUUUUCGGUUACAAUGCCACAGAAUUGGUUUAUGAGCCGACGUUGCAGUUGAUUCGGAAAAUUGAUAAUGGCGUUGUUUUUCCACGUGUUAAAGUACCAUCUGAUUAUUAA